GAAACCUGAAACGAAUUAAUUUGUAUCUUGGUCCUUAGACGGCCGUCUUAAAAUUCCUUUUGUUCACCCAUUAAUUGCUACAGAAACAAAAGUAUUGAAAAGUAGAAUAGAAAUGUGAUUCUGCGCUGUAACAUGCGUCACAGAAUCAAGUCGCUAGAAUGAUGGAGGUCGAAGGGCAGCUGGGCAUUUGGCAAAUUUAGUAAAUUAUUCAAAAUUUCAGCGGUAACUUCACAAUGGCAAUGAUUGUGAAAAAUUCUACCUCCAAAUCUGGAUAUCUCUUUCUGAGAGCGGUUUGUGGACGCUGUUAUUGGGAGCUAUCCAAAGCCCGCCCGAGAGUGCUUGUCGCAACGUGUGGGGCAGCCUUCAUACAUGGUAGUAGUGCAAAUAUUGAGUUAGCUCGACUUUGCUGGACCUGUACUGGUACAAUGAUGGUUGCUGCUUUGGCAAAUUCCUUUAAUCAGGUGCAUGGUUUCCCUACAACACAGUUACAUUCAUCAUGUGCAUUUAAUACAUCAAAAAUUCUGCCUAUUCACACUUCCAUUUCUUUGGAGCAGAGCACAGGCAGCAAAGUGAGCGUAGAUGAAGUUAUUCUGUUUAAGCAAUCACUACAAGUACGCAUUCAUGAAGCAUUGCGCUUGGGGAACACAAAAAUGACAAUUAAUCUUCUAUGUCAUCUUGGGUCUAUGGAGGAUUCUUUGACAAGUGAGGAUUGCAUGUUCCUUCUUGAGUCCUGCUGGAGAUUUCCAGACCCAGAGUAUGCUUUGGAGUUGUGGAGGCUUAUGGAUGAGAAAAGGCUAGAGAUCAAGCGAAGUGGUUAUUUAUGUAUUCUGCGUGCUCUAACUAAAGGUGGUUAUCUUGACGAGGCUUUAUAUCUGCUAAAGUCUCUUGGAGAAAGUAGUUGCGGGAAAGCAGGAUUGUACAUGUGUGAUAUAUUUCUGAAUGGAUGCUCAGAAUACCGUAGCUUGGUUCAUGCCAAAAGUUGUUUGGAAUUGAUUGAAAACAGGUGCAUUGGAAAGUCAGAGACUACUUAUAUUGAACUAAUGAAGCUUGCAGUGCACGGGCAAAAUAUUUCUGCACUUAAGCAAGUUUGGGAAGACUAUAAUAAGUUUUUCCUGCCAAGCAUUCUUUCGUACCAAAAGUAUAUCUGGUCCCUUUGUAGAAUGAGGGCCUCUGCAGAAGCUAAUGAGGCCCUGCAGAGGAUGAUUUUGGUGGUAUUCAAGGCAAGUUCUCUGCAACUAUCACUAGAUGGUUGGUUUCAUGCAUUGAAAGUGCGCAUUCCUGUUCCUUCUAAAGACUUUGAUGAAUCUGAAACAGAAGCAGUGAGUAAGAAUUAUGGCACUAGAGGUCUCCAAGAGGCAGAUUGCUUGCAUGGUUCUCAAAUGGAUGUUCUUUCUGUUCAUACAUGUAAAUUCAGACCACCUGUUACUAGCAGUGAUUUGGAUAUUUUGAACAAAUGCCAGAACCAUACAAUUAAUUUGGGGCAUCAGCUACUACAUGAUUCUGUAAAUGAAAACAAGCUACAGAGCUCGUUGCUGAAAGCUAACAAAAAGCAUGUGGCUCAGGCUUCAAAUGACACAAAUUCUUUUUUCCAUGGGGAUAUAAUGGAAACAUUUAUUGAAAAUUCAGAAAUAUCCUCUAACAGGAAGCUCUAUAGCGAAGAACCUUCACCAAUGUUGAGUGGCAUGACUGAACAUUUUAACAGAGGUGGAAGAUAUAAACUGGAAGCUACAGAUUUAUAUCUCUUGAGAGAGUCGUUCAAUAAUGUCAUAUGUCUCGCAGCAUUUAAUCGGAAUUAUGAAUUAGCUAAGCGUUUAUUUUUUCAGAUGCACAGGCUUGGGUUGGAGCCAUUGCAAGCAACAUAUAAUGCAUAUUUGAAAGCUGUAAUUGUUGUGAGAGGAGUUAUUCAUGGCAUGGAAGUGGUUAGUGCAAUGAAGAGUAAAAAUGUGAAGCCAAAUAAUAUCACAUAUGCAGCACUUGCUGUUGGAUAUAGCAAGAUACAACAGCUUGAUUGGGCCGAGGCAAUGCUAGAACAGAUGGAUGAAAAGCAACCACAGCAUAUAUAUCCUUUCAACAGAUUGCUAGCAGCAUGUUGCAAAGCGAAUGAACCUGAAAGGGCCAUGCGGGUGAUCGCAAGAAUGAGACUUGUCAAUGUUAAACCGAAUCUCAGCACAUAUGAAAUGAUGUUUUUUUUGUUUGGAAAUGUAAAUUCUCCAUAUGAGCGAGGAGACCAAAUGUCUCAGGAAGCUGUUUCUAAAAGAAUAGCCACAAUAGAGAUGGACAUGGCGAGAAAUGGUGUUGAACACAGUAGAAAAUCAGUGACAAAUCUGUUGACAGCUUUUGCAGCAGAAGGCAUGAUCAGAGAACUAGUACGGUAUCUUCAUGAUUUAGAAGACCGCUUCAAUGGUUCAGAUGCUCCUCUUCUAGGAUCAGACAUAUACAAUGUUGUACUUCAUGCACUAGUUGAUGCUAAGGAAUGGGAGCUGGCCAUAGGUAUUUUUGGGAGGAUGAAGUCAUUUGGCAUAAAGCCUGAUGUAAAAACAUACACCAUCAUGGUUGAUUGCUACAGCAUUAGUGGAGAUUUCAAUUCUGCUCGAGAAUUGGUGAACACGAUGCUGCAACGUGGAUUGAAACAUCAUGCUCGCACUCACACGAGCAUUAUGAAGAUAUUUUUAGCAAAUGGUGCAUUUGAAAAGGUACUUGAUUUUCUCAAGGAAAUGAAAGAGGAUGGAAUCCUUUCUGAUGUUAUUGUCUACAACACUAUUAUUCGUCAAGCUUCUGAGAAGGUGCGUUUUGAUGUGAUAGAAUUAGUAGUAGAACAUAUGCAUCGGCAAAAGAUUAAACCAGAUCCAGAAACAUGCUGGCAAGUUUUUUCUUCUUAUCAUGAUCAUGGGUUUUUUGAUACUGCGGUGGAAGCAUUGCAAGUGUUAAGUGUACGUAUGGUGUCAGAAAAUGAAACUGUUCAGAGAAAAAUGAAAUCCAUUUAUGAAAAACUGAUUCUUGAUGAAAGUCCAAGCACAGAUGAGUUUCUUGUAGAAAUUUUCAAGGAUUCUAGAGAGUAUUUAUCAGCGUCGCUUUUUAACAUGAGAUUAUGUGCAUUUACUGGUGUCUCAAAUUCCUGGGUACCAGAAGAGAGUCCGUGGGCUAUCCGAUUACGCUCACAAUACAACCAAAGCCCCUUUGUUGAGCAAUAGUGAAAAAAAAUCAAUUGUAUUAAAUUUUGAAAGAAAAUAAGGUACGGUGGUUUUUUCAAUGAAUAGCUGGAGGGCAGCUGCAAUGCUUACCUUCCCGAGUUUUAUAAUCCAGAUGAUCUUUCAUUGUCAAAGAUUGCAGAGGCUUUUAUGUUUUAGUAUGGGACCGUAAAAUUUUGUUCACUAUCAACACUCAACACUGAACACGGAUUUUAGACGCAAGUGGGAAUAUAGACCUGACCAAGAAUAAAAAAUACUUGAGUGUCUCAUAGGUCUUGUUUGCUUAGGUUUUCCUCUCAUGAAAAAGAGGGAGCAGUUAAGGGUCAUAACUUUUGAGUUUGUUGACAAAUAGAAAGGGGUGGAAGCUUAUUACAACGCCUUCUCUACUGUUUUCUAUCUCCCUUGGUAUGGGAUUGAGUGAGGAAUAUGGGAAUUGGCUCCUUUCCUUUUUCCUUUGUUCUGUAUAUACUGUUUCUAGCUUGAAAGUGUUGUUCACUCAUUGCAGUUGAGACGUAACCAGACUUGGUUAGUGUAUGUGUAUAUCUCAUUGAUUAUUGGAAAAAAUUGGAGUGGAAGCUUUGUUUUAAGUGUUCAAUGUAUAUUACUAUCCAUCUUGACUGGGUGUAGAUGGACACCAUUUCUUUCUAGAUGAAGUCUGAUUAUGUUUUUUCUUUUUAAAAAUUGGAUUUACAUCUGAAGUUUUACAACAGAACACAAAAACAAUUCAUUCUGAUGUAAACAGCUGGGUUCAGCAAUGUAAGAAAGGGUGUUUAUGGUCAAAGACAAACAUUAUGAUGGAAUCUAUGCAUGGUUUCCUGGUUUCAGCUUC
Messenger RNA from Cryptomeria japonica (Japanese cedar), 4017 nucleotides. RefSeq names its product pentatricopeptide repeat-containing protein At1g76280. NCBI's taxonomy places the organism in Eukaryota, Viridiplantae, Streptophyta, Pinopsida, Cupressales, Cupressaceae. The record is from RefSeq and is a predicted model, not a curated record. Gene Ontology annotation, molecular function: protein binding. The coding region runs from base 234 to 3191 and encodes 985 amino acids. The transcript has 14 exons.